Molecule: messenger RNA, 9258 nt
Organism: Oncorhynchus nerka (sockeye salmon)
Lineage: Eukaryota; Metazoa; Chordata; Actinopteri; Salmoniformes; Salmonidae
Exons: 48
Coding region: 198-8234 (2678 amino acids)
Biological process (GO): positive regulation of neurogenesis; positive regulation of transcription by RNA polymerase II; brain development
Cellular component (GO): nucleus; extracellular matrix
Molecular function (GO): metalloendopeptidase activity; zinc ion binding; RNA polymerase II cis-regulatory region sequence-specific DNA binding
Source: RefSeq, a predicted model, not a curated record
CCCAAAGCACCAAGGUCACAAAGGAGAACGACAACAAGUCUCAAGAGCCGGCCACAACAAAGAGAUUGAACAGCAACAAGAGCCAAGGGAGAAACUGUGCUUUUUUUUGUGUGUGUGUGUCGGCGAGAGAGCAUUCAUCUUCAUUGACUGUCUAUCUGGCACAUUCUUGCAUCUUCUCUGUCACCUUUGGUCUCACCAUGAGAAGAGUUCUGGCUUUGUUUGUGUUGGGGACGUGUAUGCUGAGUGGAUGGUGCGUUCCCCUGAAGAAGUCUGUGUCCGUCACGUUCCCUGGAGAUGUCCUCAAGAACAUGACGGAUACGGAGCUGGCAGAAAGCUACUUGAAGAGGUUUGGCUACAUGGACGUUCAGCACCGCAGCGGUUUCCAGUCCAUGGUGUCCACCUCCAAGGCUCUAAUGAGAAUGCAGAGGCAGAUGGGGUUGGAGGAGACAGGGACGCUGGACAAGUCUACGGUAGCAGCCAUGAAGGCACCUCGCUGCGGGGUCCCUGACGUACGCUCCUACCAGACCUUCCAGGGGGACCUGAAAUGGGACCAUCACGACAUUACGUACAGGAUCCUGAACUACUCUCCAGACAUGGUAGCCUCUCUGAUAGACGACGCCUUCGCCAGAGCCUUCAAGGUGUGGAGUGAUGUCACCCCUCUCACCUUCACGCGACUCUUCGACGGCAUCGCUGACAUCAUGGUGUCAUUUGGAAAAGCAGACCAUGGAGACGGCUACCCCUUCGAUGGUAAGGACGGCCUUCUGGCCCACGCCUUCCCCCCUGGUGAGGGCAUACAGGGAGACGCCCACUUUGACGACGACGAAAACUGGACCCUCGGCAAAGGAGCAGCUGUGAAGACUAGCUUUGGCAACGCAGAGGGUGCUCUGUGCCACUUCCCUUUUUCCUUCGAGGGCAAGCAGUACUCCACCUGCACCACGAAGGGGCGCUCUGACAACCUGCCCUGGUGUGCCACCACAGCCGACUACGGAAGAGACAAGAAAUUCGGCUUCUGUCCAAGUGAACUUCUGUACACAUUUGACGGAAACAGCAACGGCAAAGCAUGUGUGUUCCCCUUUGUGUUUCUCGGGGAGACAUAUGAAGGUUGCACGACGGAAGGCCGCAGCGAUGGAUACCGCUGGUGUUCCACCACAGACAACUUUGACAAGGAUAAGAAAUUUGGCUUCUGUCCCAACAGAGAUACGGCUGUGAUUGGUGGAAACUCUGAGGGAGAGCCGUGUCACUUCCCCUUCAUCUUCCUGGGAAAUAAGUAUGACUCAUGCACCAGCGAGGGACGGGGAGACGGCAGGCUGUGGUGCGCUACCACCAGCAACUUUGACGCAGACACGAAAUGGGGCUUCUGCCAAGAUAGGGGCUACAGUCUGUUCCUGGUUGCGGCCCAUGAGUUUGGUCAUGCCCUGGGUCUGGACCACUCCAACAUCAGAGACGCCCUCAUGUAUCCCAUGUACAGCUACGUGGAAGACUUCUCCCUGCAUGAAGAUGAUGUUGAAGGCAUUCACUAUCUCUAUGGGUCCAAGACAGGCCCUGACCCCAUCCCCACCAUUCCUUCACCUGGCCCUGAGCCCAAGCCUGACACCACUACCACUAAGUCCACUACCACUACCACCACACUCCCUGUGGACCCAUCCCAGAGCCCCUGCCAGAUUAACAUAUUCGACACCAUCACAGAAAUUGAUGGAGACCUGCACUUCUUCAAAGAUGGGCAAUAUUGGAGGAUGUCGAGCAAGACUGAUGGUGGCCUGGAGGGUCCGUUCUCCAUGUCAAAGAGGUGGCCGGCUGUGCCAGUCGUCGUUGACACGGCCUUCGAGGACCUUGCGACCAAGAAAAUCUACUUCUUCUCAGGCACCAGGUUCUGGGUGUAUACAGGACAGAGUCUCCUGGGACCCCGCAGCAUUGAGAAACUGGGUCUGUCCUCCACUGUAGAGAAGGUGGAGGGAGCACUGCAGAGAGGGAAAGGCAAGGUGCUCCUCUUCAGUGGAGAGAACUACUGGAGGCUGGAUGUGGAGGGCCAGAAAAUCGACAUGGGAUAUCCUCGCUUCACAGACCUGGUCUUUGGAGGAGUUCCCCUCGAUUCCCACGAUGUGUUCCAAUUCAAGGGCAACUCCUACUUCUGCCGGGAUAGUUUCUACUGGCGAAUGAACUCCAACAGACAGGUGGACCGUGUGGGAUACGUGAAGUACGAUCUCCUGAACUGCAGUGGCUCUAUGGAAGGGGAGAUAGAGGUGGAGAGCAGCAGUGAUGUGGGUCCGUCGGGGUCCGGGAUGGAGGAGCCGUCGGAGAGCGGUAUGGGCAUGGAGUCGUCGGAGGCCAUGUCUGCAGACAGCAGUGACGCAGCGGCACCACACGCCUCACGCCACCACAGCCAGCACCGCCAUGGGCACGGUCACCAUGGGCACGGUCACCAUGGCCAGGCCCCAGAGUCAGACUGCCAUGUGGGACAAAGCUCAGAGGGUAUCCCGGCGUUCUUACCAGAGACCAGCUCCAGUACAGACGUCACCCACCACAGAGCCACCGUCCACCUCCCAGACUCCUCCUCUGUGGCCCAGUCCACCAGCGUCUCCACCGUAACCCAGUCCAUCUUGGUGUCCGGGUCGGCCCAGGUGACAGUCCACUCCAGUGCAGCGGUGUCAGACUGCGGGGGCAUGAUGGUGUCAGACUGCACAGCCUCUACCUCCUCAGACCUGGGAUCAGCCAUAGACAAGAUCAUAGAGUCCACCAUCGGACCUGACAUCAUGAACGGAUGUAUAGCAGUGACCAGUGCAGAGGACGGAGCUGCCGAGACCAGUGAGGGGCAGUAUUUGAUACUACAAGGACCAGACGAUGGGGCCCCUAUGGUAGCCCACAUGUCGUCCUCGGCUCUGUCCAGCCAUCACCGCAUCGCCAUCGAGGCUCUGGGAGAGGGUCCUACCUCCACCUGCCACGACCAGGGGGACAUGCAGGAUAACCUGGAUCCAGACCAGCCCUCUGGGAGUCACUCUCACUCCGGCCACUACCCAGACCAUGAGGACCAGGACAACCAGCCUCAGCACUCCCACGCGUCCCAGUACAUGGAGUGUAGCGGUGGAGAUGCAGACGGACCUGAUCAGACUGGAGAGUCCUCCUCCUCGUAUGUAGACGAUGAGGAACCCGACCAGACACGCUCCUCCCGCUCCCUCGUCCGGUCCCGUUUCCCUGAGUACGGUAUAGUCGACAACUCUGGCCAGGACCUAAGGGGGUACGUGGAGUGUAGUGGUAGCGGUGCCACCGACUCCAACCCCUCGUCCCCUGCCCGCCUACGACACACCCACUAUAUGGUGGACUGCAGCGCGGGGACGGGGGCGUACCUGGAGUGUGCCGGGGACGAGGAAGAGGAUUCGAUGCAGCACCACUCUCGGAGCCACAUCGACAGCAGCAGCAGUGCUAACCAUUCCCAGAAUCACCAAACUCUGUCUAACCACUCCCAGAGUCACCAAACCCUGCGGCAGUAUGUGGAGUCCGGGGCUGCGGUUGCAGAUUCAGAGCAGCCCGGUUGUUCCAACUCCCACUCUCAGAGUCACCAAACCCUGCGGCAAUAUAUGGAGUCUGGGGCUGCAGAUUCGGAACAGCCACGAUGUUACCAAUACCAGGCUGAGGAAGGGCAAGGAGAGGACCCAGACCAGAACCAGGACCCAGACCAGCCACAGCACUCUGACCAGCAGCAGCCUCAGCACUCCCACUACAUGGACACCACCAGCAGCAGCACUGGCCCAGAAGGCGAGGGUUCCACCACAGACCACCACCACCCCCAGGCAGACACCGCAGACUCGGGCUCAGCAGAUCAUCCACAGGCUAUGGAGUGUUCUGAGAGCCAGCCUGGCCCUUACAUCAGUAGCAGUGGAACCUACUCCUACCACCCGGAGCCUGAGGUGGAAGAGGCCCCUGAACCUACAUGGUCCCCCAGUUUGGAGAGGUCUUCGAGGGGAGAGGAGGAGGAGGGCGGCGUGGUGGGGGGGUCUGGGGCUCCAGUCGUGGAGGAGGGGGCUGGGAGCGGACCAGGGGUCGCCGUCCCCCACACCAUGGCUGAACUGGAGGAGAUGAUGGAGGUGGUGAUCGUUCAGCAGUUUAAGUGCAAGAUGUGUCCCUACAAGAGUGUCUCCAAAGACACCCUCAUCAACCACAUGAGAGACAGGCACUUCAAACCCACAGGUGGCCCCCCUCCUAAGAAGCGUGGUCGUGGUCGGCCCCGGCGUAGUGAUACGUUGGCCCGUCAGCAGGCUGAGGUGAAACCAGAGCCCCAGCCUGAGGAGCCAGAGGACGAUGACAUCGUAGACGCUGGGGCCAUCGAUGACCCUGAAGAGGACAGUGACUAUAACCCAGCAGAUGAGGACUGUAGGGGCAGACAGCCUGCUCUCCUGCGACAACCUGUCCCCCCUCCCUGCUCCUCCUCCUCCUCCACAGACCGCCCCAGACGCAGGGUGGGACGACCCAGGAAGUUCACCUACACAGAGGGCAGCUACAACAGCAAGGAAGCAGUAGCAGACGGGACGUCAAAGCCUAAGGGGAGUGUGGAUCCUCAAGGCUCGGAGGAGGCCAGUUCCUCAGGCCUGGGAAACGGCCCAGGUCCCUUGGCCAAUGGAAACACAGCGGAAGCCGGCAUCAGCCAAUCGGACUCUGAGAACAAAGACCCGUCGUCCAAUGGGAGGCCAGAAGAGCUUUUCCCAAGGAAACGGGGUCGACCCUCCAAGCGGUUCAUCAGAAAGAAAUACAAGAAGUACAUGAACCGCAAGUACUGUAAGUCUCUGAAGCCCCUCCUGAGGCCUCACAGUUGUUGGAUUUGCGGCUCUCGCUUCCUGUCCCAGGAGGACCUGAGGUUCCAUGUUGACUCUCACCAAGGAAACGACCCAGAGUGCUUCAAAUGCCUGCAGUGUAACUACCGCUGCAAACGAUGGUCCUCGCUUAAGGAACACAUGUUCAACCACCAGGGGAACAAGCCCUUUAAGUGUGAGGAGUGUGACUACAGCAGUGUGUAUAAGAAGGAUGUCAUCAGACACUCUGCAAUACACAACAAGGACAAGAAAACAAAGACUGAGUCAGUAUCUAAGGUGUUGUCGUUCCCGUGUCCAGUGUGCCACAGAGUCUACCCCAUGCAGAAGAGACUCACUCAGCACAUGAAGACACACAGUACUGAGAAACCACACAUGUGUGACAAGUGUGGGAAGUCCUUCAAGAAGAGAUAUACGUUCAAGAUGCAUCUCCUCACACACAUCCAGAGUGUUGACAACAGCAGGUUCAAGUGUGAGUUCUGUGACUAUGACUGUGACAACAAGAAGCUCUUGCUCAACCACCAGCUGUCCCACACCAACGACCGGCCCUUUAAAUGUGACUACUGUAAAUACUCCACCUCUAAAGAGGACUUCCUGGUCUCACACCUGGCCAUCAAACACACAGGAGAGAAACCGUUCUCCUGUGAGAUGUGCCACUUCAUGACGAAACACCGUAAGAACCUGCGUUUGCACGUCCAGUGUCGCCACCCGGAGGCGUUUGAGGAGUGGAGCGCUACGCACCCUGAGGAGCCCGUCAGGCGGAGGAGGAGACCCUUCUUCACCCAGCAACAGAUAGAGGAACUCAAACAGCAACAUGACGAAACACCGGGCCUACAGAACACUAUACUGGCGGUGGAUCCUGAUACACUACAAGCCAUGCAGACAAUGCAGAACGCCUCAGUCUCCCAAGAUGCAAUGGGAAACACCACCAUCAUCUACGAACAGGCCGGAAACUCCGACCUGUCAGCCCAGAAUGCUCUGGAUCUGCUGUUGAAUAUGAGCAACGCCAGAGAGCUGGUGGGAAACUCACUGCAGGUACAGGUGUUGAAGUCGUCUGACUCCAAUGUUCUAGAAGCAGGCUCCUGGACGGGCGUUACCUCGGCGACGGGGGGAGGGCAAAAAGUAGUCACCUUUCACGUGUCUGAGACCGGCGAGACCCUGGUGCAGGAGGUCCAGGAUGUGCAGGAGGGUUAUGAGGCAGGGACCAAUGAGAAUGGAGAGAUCACCCAGGUGGCCAUCCAGGCCUAUGAGGGGGCAGAAGGCUUCAGUGUGUUGGAACAGGUGGAACAAGCUACAGAGGAGAUCCACAGCACCGGACCUGGGUACAGCAGUGGCGAGGGCAGUCCUCAGCCCAUGGAAGAAGAGGAGGAGGGAACAGAAAUAGUCAGAGAGAAUGGAGAAAAGUACUACCUGACCUCCGGGCUAGGGGAUGGGGUGCUGCAGCAGGUCGAGCUGAGCAGUGAGGCCCCGGGUUCUCCCUCCAUGGUGGGUUCUCCCCAGCAGAACCAGCUCAACCCUAAGAGGUUCUCCUGUCGUAUCUGCAUGGAGUCGUUCCACGGCCGCAGUGACAUGGAGAACCACAAGAGGGCCCAUAUCGACCCCUCCACCUUUAAGUGUCCCGACUGUGACUUCACUGCCUCCUCCUGGCCAGUUGUCAAGACCCACAUGGUCAUGCAUGCCUACCUGAGACCUCACAAGUGUCCCAGCUGCAGCUUUGCCUCCAAGAACAAGAAGGAUCUGAGGAGACACAUGAUGACGCAUACCAACGAGAAGCCCUUCACCUGCCAGAUCUGUGGACAGAGGUUUAACCGUAACGGCCACCUCAAGUUCCAUAUGGAGCGACUCCACAGCCAGGACCCUCCGACAAAGAAGAGCCGCUCUGGUGCAGGCUCCCAGCAGACCAUCAUAGUUAACAGUGACGAGGAGGCUCUCGCCACGCUACAGUCUCUGCAGGCAGGACAGACUAUCAGCCCAGAGCAGCUACAACAGGCCUUGGGUCAGGACCACAUCAUAGUGUCCCAGGAACAAGCCUUGGGUCAGGACCACAUCAUAAUGUCCCAGGAACAAGGCCUGGGUCAGGACCACAUCAUUAUGUCCCAGGAACAAACCUUGGGUCAGGACCACAUCAUAGUGUCCCAGGAACAAGGCCUGGAAGACCAAGAGGAGGCCACGUACAUUCAGCAGAUCACCACAGUGGACGGACAGACGUUACAGUACAUGACAGGAGACAACCAGGUCCAGUAUAUCAUCUCUCAGGAUGGAGUCCAACACUUCCUACCUCAGGAGUACGUGGUGCUAGCAGACGGGAACCACAUCCAGAUGUCAGAUGGCCAGAUCAUCCAGUAUGAGCAUGAUGGGGCCUUCCUGCAGGAGCAACAGAUUGCCCUGAGUCAUGACGGGCAGAUCCAGUAUCUUCCCAUCAGUUCAGAACAACAGAUGGUCAGUCCUGAGGACCUGGAGGUUGCUGAACAUUCUGCCGUUACUGCGGUAGCAGAUGCAGCCUUGCAACAGACCCAGACGGUCUAUACAGAGGCCACACAAGAACAGCUGGAGCAGCUACAACAGCAGGGAAUCCAGUAUGAUGUCAUCACCUUCACCGAUGAGAGCUGUGCCGUGCUUCAGAUACCUGGGAUGAAAGAAGCAGCCCUAGAGAGGAUUCUAGUGGCUGAUGUCCCUGAGAUGGAAGCACAACAGAGGACGGUGGUGAAUGGACAAGCGUUGCUGAGAUUUGUCUUUCCUCCUUUCUACAACGGUUAUGAGAAGUUCUGUUCUAAACUAUAUCCUUGGGGAGUUUCUGUUAUUGUGAAUACCAGAGGAUAUGUCAACGACUUCUACGAGGGAAGAGUAUCCACAACCGAAUACAACGGUGGAAUGGACGUUGUGAUAAGGAAUUUAAAGCCAGUGGACACUGGCGACUACAGGUGUGCUAUUGUCACCAUUGGAUGGAAUCAUAUCUACAAAGACUAUAGCCUCCUGAUUGAUAGUGGUCGACGUAGCGGUCCAGUAUCCCCUCGACCUCCGGUCAGGUCAACCAUCAGCCCCUUCGUCUUCUCUUCCUCAUCAGACACCUCUGGGCCUGUUUUCACCAAGGACCACAGUGACAGCCCCAGUGUUCCCUGGAGCUUUGGUUUACCACUAGCUGCAGGUCUUUGCAUCGCUAUGGUGAUUGUGAUCAGCUCAGUAGUCCUUGUUGUGGUUCAUCACAAAAUCAUCACGAAAAAGAAAUGUGGAGCAACUUCCAGUGACUCAGCUGCACACAUCCUCUCAGAGGAGAGCAGUAUUGUCUACACCACAGUGGACUUCAAGCCUCAUGAGAACCAUACCACUGAGCUGUAUGCUAACCUACAGACACUCCGCAGUCCCAGAAGCACCGACUCACACAGAGAGCCUGCUGGGACAGUGGUGUACUCCACACUGGCUAGCAACCAACGCUGAACCCCAUUAUCUUUCUGAUGAUCCCAGAACUCCAAUGUUUGAAAACCUGCAUUGUAUAACCUCAACCUGGUUUAGGGCUCUAUUCAAUCAGAUCCACUUUAGUCGAUGAUUAAAGUUUUUUUUUUUUUUGCGGUAUUGGAGGUGGAACUGCCUACAGGUUUAUCAAAUCCACAAGCGGCUCCGGGCAUUAUACCUAAAGGUGGACACCGCCAUUGGCUGCACGGUGUCACAAUAAUAGAAAACCCACGCAGCUUUGUUUACAAGUUUGAACACUGCAAUGUGAGAUGUAAUCUACACCUCGAAUUAGGCUGAUAAUUAUUUUUAAAUUUGAGCGUCAUUAUUUCUGUUUAUAAACUGGGUGGUUCGAACCUUGAAUGCUGAUUGGCUGACAGCCGUGGUAUAUCAGACCGUAUACCACGGGUAUGACAAAACAUUUAUUUUUACUGCUCUAAUUACGUUGGUAACCAGUUUAUAAUAGCAAUAAGGCACCUUGGGGGUUUGUGGUAUAUGGCCAAUAUACCACGGCUAAGGGCUGUGUCCAGGCACUCCGCGUUGUGUCGUGCUUAGAACAACCCUUAUAUUGGCCAUAUACCACACCUCGACGGGCCUUAUUGCUUAAGUAGCGUACAUAUUCUUGCUUUGAACUUCUAACAGGAGUGGGACGGGUGUGAUCAUUGUCACGCAGACACAAGAGCAGCUGCUCACCGAUUUGACCGCUCAAACACAGUUCCACCUCCGACACCGCCAAAACAUCAGCUGUGCGGGUGUCAGCUAUCGCCAGUUAAAGCUUGAUUUGCCAUCGUGUUGAUGAUGUGUUGAUAUCAUGGGAUGGUCAGUCGUUGCAUCCACAGCUCUGUCUAUUCAUUUGAGAGUGGUUACAUUUCUCUAGGCCCAUCCCUCAGCUUUUUACCCAAACAGAGGUGGGGUGACCACUUUGUUUCAGAUACAGAUUCUAGCUUUAAGGUGAUUUUUUUAUAUCUAUUUUGACUUAUAAACCAUACAAAUAAAGUAUGAAUCCGCUGCA